Molecule: messenger RNA, 2625 nt
Organism: Fusarium sp. VM40
Lineage: Eukaryota; Fungi; Ascomycota; Sordariomycetes; Hypocreales; Nectriaceae
Source: the annotation of a GenBank genome assembly
AUGAUUCAGAGUCGAGGUCUUGCGGGGGCAGCGCUUUUUGCUGCGCGCCGGCCCCUCAUAUCAUCAUCAAGAUCCCUCGGAUGUGGUCUUGCGUCCUCGCUCCUACGGCAACGACAACAACAGCAGCUACAGCAACAGCAACGGCUCGGCAAAAAUGGCUUUCAACGGUCCGUGAGUACAACGGUCAUGCCUGAUUCAGGGGAUGCUGUGCCCGUUCCUAGUGUCUCGGAAGAGGGUCACAUCACCAAGCAGUCUAAUGAGGCCAUUCUCUUCUUCGACAACAUCUUUCCCCUCAAGCUCAGCAGUGUUGUCGUUCGCCCCUGGAAGUCAGACAACGAUGUCUCCGAUCUACUGAGACGAUUCGAAACCUCUUCAUUGGGAAUCUUAGACCCAAUUCGCCUUGUCAAGACCGCUAUCCCAGAAGAUCUCCCUAUAAGAGUCACGGAAAUUCUGCCUAGAUUGAAAGAUGGAGGCGCAUAUGUCAAGUUCAAAUAUGAUGCUCAAAUGGACCCUGUCGAGAUUGAAGCACAAUUACUGAAACGACUCAAGGAAAAGCCAAUAAAACCUUGGUUCGCUAUCUUUCGUCCAGUUCACGCACGUCUCGUACAAGGCACACCAUGGCUAGAGGACUUAUACCGAUACCCUACCAGCUUUGUCAAGAUCGAGUUUGUUCCUCCGACUCCCGGCACCACCCCUGAAGAGCUUCCCGAAGAGACACUGUACACAUUGUUUCGCAAAUAUGGAAAGAUUGCAGAUAUCAUUCCUCAGCCAACAGAUUCCAAGAUCCUGCCACGAUAUGCUCAUAUCCAGUUUCCUGUAACAAGAGAUGCUAUAAUAGCGCGUAAUUGUAUGCACGGUUUUAUCGUGAGCGAAACCUUGGGUGGCGGCAAAAAUGGAACAAAGCUUCGCAUGUCUUUUGAGAAGCGUGUCAAAGCUCACAGUAUCUGGAACUGGUUGACUAACCAUCCGCGUGUUGUUAUCCCUGCUGUCGCUGCCCUUAUCGCUGGUCUCUCGGUUUUGAUCUUCGAUCCUAUCCGAGAGUUCUUUAUCAAACUCCACAUUCAACACUCCUUGGAGUUCAAGGAUUCUCGGAUCUACAAGUGGUUCAAGAAACAAUCCGCAGACUUGGGAUUGUCGGGUAAAUCAAAGAAUGAUGGCCUCGAGGAAGUCUGGAACCAUCGACGUGACGCAAUCGACAAGAUUGAAGGUUGGCUUGACGAGACGUCUGAUACUUUCAUUGUUGUCACUGGCCCUAAAGGCUCGGGUAAGGUCGAGAUGAUCAUGGACCAGGCGUUGGAAGGUCGCAAGAAUGUCCUCAAGAUUGACUGUAAACCCAUUGUCGAGGCCAGAGGUGAGGCGGGUACUAUCAAGCGCCUUGCGAUGGCCGUCGGCUAUCGCCCUGUAUUCUCCUGGGCAAACAGCAUGAGCAGCAUGAUUGACCUCGCUGUUCAAAGUACCACUGGUGUCAAGGCAGGCUUCUCGGAAACCCUUGAAUCCCAACUCAACAAAAUCACGCAGACAGCAACUGGCGCUCUUAAGGAUGUUGCUCUUGGAGCGCGCAACAAGCGAGACAGCGACUACAAGUUGUCCGAGGAUGCAUGGCUAGAGGCUCACCCUGAGCGCCGACCUGUUGUUGUCAUUGACAACUUCCUCCACAAGGGUGAGGAGAACAGCAUUGUCUAUGACAAAAUCGCUGAGUGGGCUGCGACUGUGGUCCAGAACAACGUCGCUCAUGUUAUCUUCCUUACUACCGACACGGCCUACUCGAAACCCCUGGACAAGGCAUUGCCUGAUCGACUUUUCCGUACUGUUUCUCUCGGUGAUCUUGCCCCUGAUGUAGCAAGGAACUUUGUUCUCAGCCGACUCAAAGAUCAACUCGCCGCCGAUGCGAAAGCACGAAAAGAGAAAGGAGACGAAGAAGCAGAGAAGGCAUUAGCCCCACGACCCAACAUGAUACAGCUUGACCAGUGCAUCGACACACUUGGUGGUCGUCUUACUGAUUUGGAGUUUCUGGCCCGACGUCUCAGACUUGGUCAAUCCCCUAAACAGGCUAUGGAUGAAAUCGUCUCCGAGACAGCAACCGAUAUUGUCCGCAUCUAUCUUCUCGGCAAGCCUUCUGAUCUCGAGGAUAGAAAGUUUUCUUCUCAGCAGGCUUGGCAUCUUAUCAAGUCACUUGCGGCGACCCCCAGACUCCGCUACAACGAAGUGAUUCUUUCUGCACCCUUCUCUUCUGCCGCUCCCGCUGCUGCCUCUAAUGCCGAUGCUGCUAUCGACAGUCUUGUUAGCGCUGAUCUUAUUUCCGUCGAGACGUAUCAAGGACGACCCAUGACGAUCAAGGCUGGUAAACCUCUUCACCAGGCUGCUUUCUCUGUUCUUCUCCAAGAUCGCGUUCUCCGAGCCAAGAUGGACUACGAUGUCAUCAACGACUCAUCAAAGGCCGAGGCUCGAUCAAUCGACAAGGUCGAGAACGAACUGGCUCUUCUCGGAACCCUGCCUAGACAGACUGGAGAGACGGCUGGACGCAUUAACUUCUUGCUCCGCAAGCUUGAGGAUAGCCAGGCCAAAAUCGCCAAAUGGGACCAGGAAAUGACCACAUUGAAGAAGCUUCUCAGCUUGGAGUUUUAA